Molecule: messenger RNA, 1218 nt
Organism: Pseudovirgaria hyperparasitica
Lineage: Eukaryota; Fungi; Ascomycota; Dothideomycetes; Acrospermales; Acrospermaceae
Exons: 2
Coding region: 1-1218 (405 amino acids)
Source: RefSeq, a predicted model, not a curated record
AUGAGUCCCAAGGGCGGUAUGCUGUUGUUUCUCCAACACCGUCUUUACAUUGCUGUCGCAGUCGCAGCCUGUCUAAUCCUGUACGUAUCCAAUGUCUUAUUCUUCAGGGGCUUAGCUCUAGCUCCGCGCCACCUUCAGAAAGCCGACCGCGUCAAACAUCCGGCCAACGAAACUCUCGGAUUCGGUGCUAUCAUAGCUGUCGGCAGAAACAAUUCGACGCGACGCGACGAUCUCGUCUAUGCCGCAAACAUAACAAGCCUCUCAAUUGACUUUCCCUCUCAACCAAAAUGGACAGAAGAAAGUAUCUCCAAUUUCCGAGACCCACAAGAUCCCGAUGGCAAGAAUAUAACAAGAGGCGCCAUAUAUGCAUGGAUGGGCCAUCUUAAUGCAUUGAGAUGGUUCCUCGCGCACCCUGAGCUCGAAACCGCGUUUAUCAUCGAAGAUGACGUCGACUGGGAUGUCGCAUUGCGUACCACUCAGAUUCCUCUUACGUCUCGCGCAUUUGCUCAUUUUAUGGGUACUGCGGAUCCGACGUCUCCCUCUCUAUUCCACUCGAGACUCGCCGAUCAUUACUGGUCGGACCUGAACAAAUGGGACGUGCUGUGGCUUGGACACUGCGGCGAUUUCUUUGGUAUUCAAGAGCAGGAAGGAAUGCGCCGCACGGUGUUCGAAGAUCCGACCAUGCCAGAGCAUGAGUCUCUCGACUUCUACCUACAAAUGCACUUCAACACUGUCAACUUCCCAAAGCCCAAGAAACGCAUGAUCCACGAGACGCGUCUCAGUCUUUGUACAUUUGGCUAUGGUGUAACGCGUGCGUCGGCGCAAAUGAUGCUGAAGCGGUAUUCCCAGCAACACCCUAGCCUUGUCACGUGGGCGUGGGACGUAAUGGUACGUCUUGCGUGUACUAAAGAAGGCUUUCGAUGCUUUACAGUCAACCCUGAACUUAUGAGACAUAUCGAAGGGCCAAGUGCGGUUUCACUUGAAGAUCAUAAAGAAGAGAAGGCGAAAAGCAAUAUAACUCCAAAUCUUCGGUGUGCCGCGAGGCGGUCCGAAUGGCGGACAUGGCAUUGGGGUCUCUGGGAAUGGGCCAAACACCGCAUAGAGCUCAGAGGUGAUAAAGAAUGCCUGGCGGACCUUUUAGGGGCGGGAGAUGUCAAGUGGCCCAGCCCAAAAGAAAUAGGAGAUGAAAACUGGCAGGGCACGAAGGAGGUUUCGUGA